Messenger RNA from Sander lucioperca (pikeperch), 2872 nucleotides. RefSeq names its product nucleolar protein with MIF4G domain 1 (gene nom1). The transcript is spliced from 11 exons. Gene Ontology annotation, biological process: ribosomal small subunit biogenesis. Bases 313 to 2838 code for a protein of 841 amino acids. Gene Ontology annotation, molecular function: protein binding; RNA binding. Gene Ontology annotation, cellular component: nucleolus. NCBI's taxonomy places the organism in Eukaryota, Metazoa, Chordata, Actinopteri, Perciformes, Percidae. The record is from RefSeq and is a predicted model, not a curated record.
ACGUCAUCUCCAGGCGCCAGUUCUUUGCGUACCCUGGAAGGAAAUGUUCACAUCGUGGGUCAUAUAAACAAAUUGUCCUCAUGGAGAUACAUGUGCAGUCUAAAGUAUUUAUUUGUUUAAAAUAGGCAACGGUUUUCAUCCUGUGCUUUUCCGGUACGUCUGUAAGCUGUUUUAAACCCUCUGUAGUUCAUAACGUUAGCGUGUUAGCUAACUUUAAACUGAGCGGUUGUAAGUUAGCUAGCUACAUUUUGAAAGAAAGGUAACGUUAGCAGGUUAAAGUUAACGUCAAUAUCUGAAGUUUAAUUUGUAGAGAUGAAGGGCAAAUGGAAGCAGAACAGCAAAAAGAAGAAGGGAAAUGUUGUGUUACAGAAGUACAUGGUGGCAGUGGAUGAGUUUAUUAAAAGCAAAAGUGGCCCUGAAGAAGAGGAAAAUGACCAUGGAUUGAGAUUUGUAAAAAAGAAAAGCAGAAAGGAGCUGCGCAAAGAAAAGCGAAAAAUGAAAAAAGCCAAAAUGAAAAGUUAUUAUGAGGGUAAGAAGCCCAUCAGUUUACCUCUGGAUGGCGAAAACUCAGGAAUACCAGCUGAUGAACAGCAGCAGCAACAACGACAACAGAAGAAGAAGAAAACAAAGAAAGAAGUGUCACAAGGACAGUCCAGUAGUGCUCCUACAGAUAAAUCAGACCGCUCUAAAACACCAUCAUCUUCCAAGAAAGGCAAGAAGAUCAAUAAGCUUCAAGAGUCAAGAAAAAAGGCACUUCUGGAGGCAAAUGAAGACGAGGACAGAGAAAUAAAGAAAUUAGAGCGCUACCUAGGAUUAAACAAGAGAAAAAACAAGAAAAGUCUGCCUCAAUCCUUUGUGGCUGAUGGACUUGAUUACAUCCUAGGUGUGCUUGACUCUGGCUCAUCGGCUAUGGGAAUGUAUGAUGAUGACAUGGACAUGGCUAAGGAUAACUUUAAAAAACUUGAUGAGAAUGACUCUCAGCUGUCAGAUGAGGAGCCUGGAGAUGAGAUGGCAAGUGAGGGGAGCGAUGAAGAUAUGGACUCAUUUGACGAUGAAAAUGGAGUGGAUGAGGAGGCCGAUGAUGAUGAUGAUGAUGAUGAAGUGGUUGAUGAGGAGGAAACAGACGAGGAGGAGGAGGAAAUGGAGGCUGAGCUGGAUGAGAGUGAUGCAGCUGACUCAGAUGAUGAAAUUGAAGAAGAAAUAGUGGCAGAAGCAGACACUCCGGCAUCAGGCUCAAAGUCAGAAACUGUCAUCUCUGCAGCAGGCAAGUAUGUGCCACCUCAAUUGCGAGGCGAUGGAGAGGAUAAACGCAAAGCUGAGCUCGAAAAACUGAAGAGGAAUGUGAAAGGUCUGGUGAACAGGCUGAGUGAGCCCAACAUGGCGUCCAUCAGUGGUCAGCUGGAGGAGCUGUACAUGAGCUGCAGCAGGAAGGACAUGAAUGAUACCCUAACGGAGGUGCUACUAGCAGCCUGUGUCACCCCGUCCCUGAUGCCUGACAGACUACUGAUGGAGCACGUCCUGCUUGUCAGCGUCCUCCAUUACGCCGUUGGGAUAGAGGUGGGAGCCCACUUUCUGGAGACGGUCGUGCGAAGGUUUGACGAGGUGUACCACAACUCGUCUGAAAGCAAGGAAUGCGACAACUUGGUCGCCAUUGUCAGUCACCUCUAUAACUUCCAGGUGGUGCAUUCUGUCCUCAUCUUCGACAUCCUAAAACUUUUGGUCGGAGCUUUUACAGAGAAGGACAUUGAACUAGUUUUGUUAGUGCUGAGGAAUGUCGGUUUUGCCCUGAGGAAGGACGACGCUCUUGCUCUCAAGGAGCUUAUCUCUGAAGGCCAACGUAAGGCCAGUGUCAUGGGCUCGAAGCUUCAGGAUCAGACAAGGGUGCGUUUCAUGCUGGAAACCAUGCUGGCUUUGAAGAACAAUGAUAUGAGGAAGAUUCCAGGCUACGAUCCUGAGCCUAUGGAGAAACUGAGGAAGUUGCAGAGGACUCUGAUCCAGCGGCGUGCAGGAGGCAGUGACAUGAAACUGAGGGUCUCUCUGAACAAUCUCCUGGCAGCAGAGCAAGUGGGCCGCUGGUGGAUCAUCGGCUCCUCGUGGAGCGGAGCACCCAUGAUCGGCGAACAAGGAAACACAACCUCAAAACAGAGCACUUCUGAAGGACAGUUUAGUGCCAAAGUCUUAGAGCUGGCUAAGAAACAGAGGAUGAACACUGAGGUCAGAAGAAACAUCUUCUGUGUGAUAAUGACCAGCGAAGAUUACCUGGAUGCCUUUGAGAAACUGCUCAGGAUGGGCCUAAAGGACAAGCAGGAGAGAGAGAUUGUUCAUGUUCUGAUGGACUGCUGUCUGCAGGAGAAAACCUUCAAUGCCUAUUAUGCUGUACUGGGAGAAAAAUUCUGCUCCCAGGAUCGCCGCUUCCAGAUGACUUUCCAGUUCAGCCUAUGGGACAAGUUCAGGGAGCUGUCCAACCUUCCCAGCAGCACUUUUAACAAUCUGGUUCAGCUGGUUACCCACUUCCUUCAGAAGAAGUGCCUCUCACUCUCCAUACUCAAAGUAAUAGAGUUCGGGGAGCUAGAUAAGCCCACCGUGCGAUUCUUGCGUCAGGUGCUCACCAAACUGCUAAAAGACAUUGAGCCUGAGGACCUAGCCAGCAUAUUUGGAAGGAUUUCAGGAAUUCCCAAGCUAGGAAUGCUGCGGGAGGGCUUGAAGCUUUUCAUCAGCCACUUCCUGCUGAAGAAUGCCCAGUCACAGGGACCAGCUGAGCAAGCAGUAAUGCUGUCAGAACGCGCCCAGGUCGCCACCAAAGCCAUGGAGGCCAAAGAGGCCAAGCUCAAACUGUAAAACACAUAAACACACAACCAAACACACCAGAAAC